Molecule: messenger RNA, 2592 nt
Organism: Babesia microti strain RI
Lineage: Eukaryota; Apicomplexa; Aconoidasida; Piroplasmida; Babesiidae
Product: conserved Plasmodium protein, unknown function
Exons: 6
Coding region: 1-2592 (863 amino acids)
Source: RefSeq, a predicted model, not a curated record
AUGAAACCUAGGCGAAUCUUCAGACGGAUUCCUCCUCCCUGGCAUAUUGUCAGUAAAAACAUUUAUUUAAGUAAAAAAUUGAAAAAUAAUAACACUUCUAUCGGCUCUAAUCCCACUGCUAUCAACGAUUUUGACGAUGUUAUUCAUUCAUUCAAUUCAAUAACUAAACAAAUCCCUGAUCAAGAUACAUCCAUCUGUUCAACAAUAAAAUUGGGAGGAAUAUCCUUGAAAAAUGCUGAAAUAACUGCUAAUUUAGACAUCCAUUUGAUGGUUACCAAACUUUCCACUAGUCUACAACACAUAGGCUAUUUUCCUAGUAGUCAUAGGUACAAGAAGGAUUUUAUCAAUUUACUGGAACAAUUACCGCGCAUACUUGCUUUUGUAACCCCUAUCGAAUUAUUAAAGUUAGUUAUUUCAAUUGACCAAUCUCACAUAAAAUUACAUUGUAAUGACACAAUCAUUUCAUUAUUUAAUCAGUUAUCAAAUCAUCUAGAAUCUGUAAUCAAUGAACAUAAUUUGGUUUUGCUUAUUCAAUCAUAUUUAAACCUAAAUAAUCAUUGCAUUGAAGACAUAUUAUCCACUCCAUUUUAUCAACAGUUGAUCGAAUUAUUAACUUCAAAAAUAUAUAUAUCAGAAUGUGACUUGUUUAAACUAGUAAUAGUAUAUCACAAGCAUGCAUUAUUUGACGAAAGGCUGUUCAAUUACAUUGUCGAGCGAAUUAGCGAUAAUUUUACUAUGUUUGACCAGGAUCAAAUUGGAAAUUUGGCACGAUGGUUGGUUAAGUGUCUGGGUUAUGAUAUAAAUGACCACUAUGCAACUGUCCAUGGUACUUGUUGGAGCAAAGAUCAUAUAAAUUUGUUAACCCAUAAAAUUGAAUCCAAUGGAGUUGGUGAUAGAUGUAAAAUGAAAUUGUUGAAAGUACUUGAGCACAAGUCUCUAGGGAUGAGACCAGUAAAAUAUAUUGAUAAAGGUACUUACUCGCAUAAUAACAACAAACCAUUGAAACGGCUAAAAUAUUUUAGUCUAAGAAAUUCAAAACUUGUGCGUAUAUUAUCUGAAAAUUUACCAUAUUAUUUACAUGAAUACCGUUAUUACAAUUUGGUAGAUAUUGCUGAAAUGUAUUACAUGUUCGAUAUCAAAGAUACUGACCUUAUCAGGAGAUUUGGCUUGGAAAUUUGGAAGCAUGUACCAAGGAUGAAAUAUGGGUACCAAAUAAAAGCACUAAUUACAUUUGCAUUCUUAGAUACCUGCGAAAACACUAGUUUUAAAUGGAUGAUGAGGAAUAUACCGCAGACUUUGACCUUCAAUUGGGAGCCUGAAAUGAUAUGUGAUUGUAUUAUUGCCCUUGAAAGGAUUACUAUUAGAAAAAUGGCUUUGUUUGACCGUCUAAGUAUUUACCUCCAAAAGAAUUUGCCCUGCCUUAAAAAGUCGCAGCUCCUGGUACAAGCAUCAAGCUCAUUGGCCAAAGUAAAUUCUCCACAGCCGUCACUAUUGCAUCAAAUAGCGCGGUUGGUUGAAAUUGAACCCAAGUGGAUGAAUUUGCAGCAAUUAAUCUCGAUUUCCAGCGAUUGUAUGGCAUUGCAAAUAAAAAUACCGCUGUUGUUUGAUAGCAUUCUUAAUGGAAAUAGAGUUAAUCAGAUAUCAGAAUGUAAUCCAAGGUUCUUGACUUUAAUCCCACAAAUCUAUCUAUUUCACAAAUGUGGUAAUGAAAGUUUUAUUAUAGAAGACAAUUGUAAAGUAUUUGACAAUGAAAUAGUAAAAGAAGCGCUUAAAAAAAUUGUCAAUGACCCAAACAUGCUUGUGAAGAUCCAUUUUACUGAUGUGCUGAAAUUUUUGCAAUCUCUUGCCAAUCUAUCAAUUACACUGCCACAAUCACAACAGAUGAUAUAUGAUAUAUUGAUUAAUAAUAAAAUUUAUUUGGAGUCUAAACACUUGCCAGUGAUUGUGUCAAUUGUUGCUAACACAUUAACACAUACUAUGGAUAAUCAACAAAAUAAGUUAGUGGGGAUUUUGGAAGAUAUAAUAAUGGAGCACUGUAAGAAUUUAACGCCAGAUGAGUCAAUACCAUGUUUAUGGUAUUCUCAUUGUAUAGGUUUUACGCCUGAUUCACAAGUAAUUAGCAGCCUUUGCCAAAAAAUCAUAACACAUAAUACUGCAAUUAGGAAUGAUUAUCAUAAGCAUCUAAUUAAGGUCAUAGCUUGCUGGAUUCGAUGUGAAGUAACUGCUAAUAAUACUCUGCCUUUAUCUCAUCCAAUUUUACAAUUUUUGAAGCGAUCAGAUGACUUGCCAGAUCUAUCAUAUAUAGUGGACCCAGUAUCUAUGGCCAAGAUUAAGAAUGCACAUGAAAUGCUCGGCGUAGAGUACAAGAUACUUGUGAGGGAACCUCCAUUCACUAUACAUAUUGGUAAAAUAGAUACUGAAGGCUUACGGCAGGGGAUAUUUGUAGAGGAUGACAUAUACAUUCAAAAGUUAUUAGUGAUUGAUGAUGUUGUAAAAUUUGAGACAGCUCAUUUGAAACCUUAUUAUCGCACUAGGGCUUGGUAUUUGGGGAAGAGGAACUGGGAUAUAGUGUACAUGGGCACCAUAACCUAA